Cryptotermes secundus is the source of this 1674-nucleotide messenger RNA. RefSeq names its product gastrula zinc finger protein XlCGF52.1. The transcript has 6 exons. The record is from RefSeq and is a predicted model, not a curated record. Lineage: Eukaryota; Metazoa; Arthropoda; Insecta; Blattodea; Kalotermitidae. Gene Ontology annotation, cellular component: nucleus. The coding region runs from base 55 to 1410 and encodes 451 amino acids.
GGCACAAUCUGCCGUGGUCACAAGUCAUCCAGGCCGAUCCAGGCUAUCCAGGCGAUGGUGGUCAUCUUGCUCGUUGUGCCUCUACGUGGACAAAGAAUGCCAAGAAUUGUGCUACAGAGGGCUGCUGUGAGAGAAAGCAUGAACUGUACAAAUUCAGAGGAUGUUUUAGUGGGUCCAUAUGGUGAGACAUACCCACCAUGUUAUGAUGCAAAUCAAGCCUUGAAUAUAAAAGCUGAGGAAGUGUCAGAUGCAGAAGAGGAAGAGGAUUCUGUACCAAAAACAAUUCAGGAAAUAAAGGCUGAACCUGAGAACUAUACAAAUUCAGAGGAUGUUUCAGUGGGUCCAUAUGAUGAGACAUACCCAGCUUGUUAUGAUGCAAAUCAGGCCCUAAAUAUCAAAGCCGAGGAAAUCUCAGAUGCAGAAGAGGAAGCGGAUCCUGUGCCAAAAACAAUUCAGGAAAUAAAAGCCGAAACUGAGUACCACCCAAGACACCGGCCAGAUCACCAGCACAGCAUGCUACACACAGCAAGGGAUGGGCAGGGUACUCUGAGAGAACUCCAGCCUGUACAUGGUGAGGAGCAGCAAUAUUCCUGUGAUGAAUCACUCAGUCAACAGUUUAAUCUGAGGGCACAUCAGCGCAUACAUAGUGGAGAACAGCCAUUUUGCUGUGAUGUGUGUAAUAAGUCAUUCAGUCAUCUGGGUGAUCUGAAGAGGCAUCAUCAGCGCAUACAUAGUAGGGAGUGGUCAUUUUGCUGUGAUGUGUGCAGUAAGGCAUUCAGUCAUCAGGGUGAUCUGAAGAGGCAUCAGCGCAUACAUAGUGGGGAGCGGCCUUUUAGCUGCAACGUGUGUAAUAAGUCAUUCAGUGUUCAAUGUAGUCUGAAGGAACACAAGCGCAUACAUAGUGGGGAACGGCCAUUUAACUGUGACAUGUGUAAUAAGUCAUUCAGUUGUCAAAGUAAUCUGAAGACACAUCAACGCAUACACAGUGGGGAACGGCCAUUUUGCUGUGAUGUGUGUAAUAAGUCAUUUGGUCAUCAGGGUGAUUUGAAGAGGCACCAACGCAUACAUAGUGGGGAGCAGCCAUUUUGCUGCGAUGUGUGUAAGAAGUCUUUCAGUUUGAAGGGCAAUUUGAAGACACAUCAACGCAAACAUAGUAGGGAGCAGCCAUUUAGCUGUAACAUGUGUAAUAAGUCGUUCAGUGUUGAGAGUAGUCUGAAGGAACAUGAGCACAUACACAGUGAGGAACGGCCAUUUAAAUGUGAUGUGUGUAAUAAGUCAUUUAAUUGUCAGAGUCAUCUGAAGACACAUCAGCGCAUACAUAGUGGGGAACGACCAUUUACCUGUGAUGUAUGUAAUAAGUCAUUCAGUGUUCAGAGUAAUCUGAAGAGGCAUCGGAGCAUACAUACUUAGUGGGGAAUGGCCAUUUACCUGUUAUGUGUGUAAUAAGUCAUUCAGUUUGAAGGGUAAUUUGAAGAUAUGUCACCUCGUACAUACUGAUGUGUGUAGGCCAUCUUAGAGCAGCAGAGGUAGGUGGGUUUAGACUAAAAGAACAAUAUUGUCAUAUGAUAAAGAGUGACUAUAGACAGGGUUUGCUUAGUAAUUGGAUUUAUUGAACUCUUAAACUACUCGUGACUACACUUUACAGAUCUCUGUCACACACAGAUUAGUGUUCUC